AUGACAAUAAUACAAACUAAUCUGCAGAAUAUAAACCAUUCCAUGGAUCGCUAUGUGAAACGGAAAGGCACUCAGAAGAAAAGUGCAACAUACAGCAAAAAAUCAAAAUACCUGCUCUCCGCCCCAUUUCCAUUUAAAAAGAAGUUCGAUUUCGGCAAAUAUUCCAAAUCACAUGAUAAAUAUUACGAAAAUAGGAGCGACAACAGUUAUCCAAUCUGCACCCAAUUGUUCGCCGGGUUUUCGUUUUAUUUUGACGGAUUUCUUGGGGAAAAGACGCGUUUGGAACUCGUGGAACUCGUUCGGGCACAUGGUGGAGACGUAGAGCAUUUCUAUUCUCGCUCUCGCGUUGGUAUUAUUAUUGCAAAGAAUGUCUGCUAUUCAAAGGAGCAGCAAUAUUUGAAAAAACCCUCUCUCCGUGUUUUGGACCCUCAGUGGAUUUUGGACUCAAUCGAGAACAAGUCACUGCAGCCAUUCUCCAAAUACUCUAUUAUUCGAGACAAGAAAUCGUGUAUUGACUCAUAUCUUCAAUCCAAAGAGAGCAAAAACAGAGAAUAG
Molecule: messenger RNA, 555 nt
Organism: Blastocystis hominis
Lineage: Eukaryota; Bigyra; Opalinata; Blastocystidae
Exons: 5
Coding region: 1-555 (184 amino acids)
Biological process (GO): error-free translesion synthesis; error-prone translesion synthesis
Cellular component (GO): nucleus
Molecular function (GO): DNA-directed DNA polymerase activity; deoxycytidyl transferase activity
Source: RefSeq, a predicted model, not a curated record